Arabidopsis arenosa is the source of this 2486-nucleotide messenger RNA. The record is from the annotation of a GenBank genome assembly. NCBI's taxonomy places the organism in Eukaryota, Viridiplantae, Streptophyta, Magnoliopsida, Brassicales, Brassicaceae.
AUUCAAACCCGUACCCGUAACCCGAUCCGAGUUACAAAUUGCCGCCUCACUGAUCUCUUUUCUCGGCCAAAUUUCAGAAUUUCUCCAAUCUCUGCAACCAUCGGCGAUGGAUCCUCCUCCACCACGAAACCCUAGUCAUGAUUCCGAGCCUCCUGAACCAAACACAACAUCAAUUCCUCAAACCGACGAAUCCUCAACGCUAGCCGAAGUAUCAUCGAUGAAUCCUCCACCUCCCAGAAACCCUAACCUACCUGAUCUAAAGACAACGGAAGAAGUAGUAGAGCCUGAGCCAAUGGAGGAAUCCAAGGACGAUUCCGUCUCUGUAGACGCGAAUAAGCCAGUUCGUACCCGAACCGUGAAGCAGAAUCCAGUCCCCUACACUAUUCCAGAGUGGAGUGGCCCUCCGUCUCACCAAUUUCAGCUUGAAGUUCUUAAAGAAGGCGCCAUUGUUGACACAUUAGACGUCUAUAAGAAAGGAGCUUACUUGUUUGGACGUGAUGGUAUCUGUGAUUUUGCUCUUGAGCAUCCUUCGAUUUCUCGGUUUCAUGCAGUUAUUCAGUACAAGAGAAGCGGAGCUGCGUAUAUAUUUGAUCUUGGAAGCACGCAUGGAACUACUGUUAAUAAGAAUAAGGUGGAUAAAAAGGUUUUUGUGGAUUUGCAUGUUGGUGAUGUUAUUCGCUUUGGCGGUUCGACUCGAUUAUACAUUUUUCAAGGACCCUCAGACUUAAUGCCACCGGAGAAAGACUUACAAUUAAUCAGAGAAGCAAAGAUGAGAAUGGAAAUGUCAGAACGAGAAGCUUCACUGCGACGAGCAAGACAGCAAGCAUCCAUGGCUGAUGGUGUUUCAUGGGGCAUGGGGGAAGAUGCUAUUGAAGAAGAAGAGGAUGAUACUGAGGAAAUCACGUGGCAAACAUAUACGGGAGAACUCACUCCAAAGCAAGAAAAAACUAAGGAAAAAGUACUGAAACGGUUGGAGAAGAUUGGCCAUAUGAAGAAGGAAGUAGCAGCUAUUCGAGCCAAAGACAUUUCGCAGGGUGGAUUGACACAGGGACAACAAACGCAGAUUGCUAGAAAUGAGCAGAGAACAGCUGAGCUUCUGGAAGAACUUGAGAAUUUGGAAGAGACACUGAAUGACAGCAUCCGAGAAAGUUUGGGUGCCAAAACAGGGAGAAAACCCCACGGAAAGAAGAAAGGAAUGGUAGAAGAAGAGGAAGACUUGUCGAGUGAUGAAGAUGACUUCUAUGACCGGACCAAGAAGAAACCAUCAACACAGAAAGGCAGCGAAAACCAAACUGUAGAAACUGUUGAUUCACUUCUAGAUAAGAGAGACAAUGUCUUGAAAGAAAUAGAAGCAAAGAAUGAACAGCUUUUAACAGAGAAGAAUAAGAUGGAGAUAGAGAAUGUCACAGAGGUUGCAUCAGCAGACUCCCUUGAUGCCCUUGAUGCAUACAUGACCGGGCUUUCUACAACACUUGUGCAAGAUAAAACCGCCCAGAUCCAGCAAGAGUUGUCUACUCUUCAGUCGGAAUUAAGUAGGAUCUUGUACCUUCUAAAGAUUGCUGACCCAACUGGAGAAGAGGUUAAGAAAAGAGAGUUGAAGUCACAAGAACCAAAAAUAAAGAAAUGUGAAACACCUCCUGUAGAAAAGAAGAUCAGUAUACCUUUAAAACAAGCUGAUUCUAAUGAGCAUAAGGAGAAAGAUGUGGCCAAAGAUUUAGUGGACUCAGAAAAUAAGCCUGAAGUAGAAAAGAAAGCAAGUGAAACAGCUGAAGAGAAGAAGACCACUGUGUAUGUUCCAUCAAAACCCCAAUGGCUCGGUUCGGCUGCAAAUAAAGCCACAAUUGAAGAGAAAAAACCUGAGAUUGUAGCUACUGCUACUGAUAGCACAGAGGAUGCUGAUGGGUUUGUUGACUAUAAAGAUAGGAAGAGUAUUGCUCUAACAACCACAACUGGAAUUGAAGGUGCAACAGGAUUGAUAAUAAGAAAACGUAAGCAAGAAAACAAGAGCGAAGAAGAAGAUGAUGAGUCAAAGGAAAAGCAAGCAGAGGUCAUGGCACAAGAUGCAGUUGCUCUCUUAUUGAAACAUUCUGUAGGACAUCAUGCAAACGAAGAAGACGAAGAACUCAGUAAAAAUGAAGAAAGUAAGCAAGGAAGUGGCCAUAGUAGAAAGAAGAAGAAGAAGAAGACGGCUAAAAAAGUAGUUGGUCCUGACAAACCAGAAUAUCUGGAUGAAAGCACAGAGUAUGAUUCAUGGGUACCUCCUGCAGGACAAUCUGGUGAUGGACGAACAUCUCUGAAUGACCGUUUGGGAUAUUGAUCGGCCAUCGAGUCCCCAGAGCAAACCAUGGGAUUGACGGGAAGUCGAAGUGGCUUAAACAUCUGUCAAGUUUUGCAUCACUCGUCUGGUGAUUAGUACUUUGUAAAUUCGUACUCUAAACCCAAAGCUUUCCUGAUUAUUUUUUGUUAACUAAAAUUUUACACUUAAA